Parastagonospora nodorum SN15 is the source of this 534-nucleotide messenger RNA. RefSeq lists its product as hypothetical. The transcript has 2 exons. Bases 1 to 534 code for a protein of 177 amino acids. The record is from RefSeq and is a predicted model, not a curated record. NCBI's taxonomy places the organism in Eukaryota, Fungi, Ascomycota, Dothideomycetes, Pleosporales, Phaeosphaeriaceae.
AUGGAAAUCAGAUCAUUGAAGCUUUCCAGUGACAUGCGCUCGUUCAUGUACGAAUUCACAGGUCUUACCAACGAGCAGGCUCACUUGGACCUUUACUACUCACUUCGACAACUACGACUUAUUUCGGCUACUUCAACCCGUCGUAUACGAUCUCCGGAAGAAUCUACGCUAACCCUCGGCAACAUUAUCCAGCAAACUGGGCAGGACAUUGGCCGUCCACUAUGGAAAACUGCUCCCAAUGGAGAAACCGCACCAAGGUCAGAAUUGCGUGCCGUGUCUACUGCCCAGCGCAGGCGCUGGGCGAAUGAGCCAGACCGGUACGAACACGACCCUGGAAUACCGCAGGAUCUUCACCAGAUGCACGCUCGCGAGUGGCAGCAGCAUGACGAACAGGCUUUCAACCCUGAUGCGCGCGAUAAUUAUGCCCAGAGGUAUUGGCAGGAUCCGCUGGUCCAGGGGGAUGGAAGGCCUGGUGGAGCGUUGCACGGCACGGGUAACUCGGAGGAUGCGCUUCGGGACCCUGGGGCUCCUUAG